AUGUGCCUGCAAAAACGGUCGUCGUCGCGACUCUGCAAAUGCAAAGGCCACGUGGAUUCGUUUGCACGGUACUUUGCCGCUCUGGCGCAAGAAACGUCGUUGCGAGGUGGAAAGCGGUUAUGUGCCAGCGGUCGAGUCGAGUCGACUCAACUUCAAGAGUUCUCGCGCAUUGCAUUUACAGCGGUAGUCAAUCGCUGCAUUGCGCCACUGUAA
Molecule: messenger RNA, 213 nt
Organism: Peronospora matthiolae
Lineage: Eukaryota; Oomycota; Peronosporomycetes; Peronosporales; Peronosporaceae
Source: the annotation of a GenBank genome assembly